GUGAUCCAUGUGAUGGACAACACAGUACUCACAUUCGAUCCCCUGAGAUAUGAAGAAGUCACGACCAGUCCGCGUCGACAGCGCGGCCAACGGCCUGCGAUGGGCAAGAAACAGAAGAACAUAGAUUAUGCGUUUGAUCGUGUAUUCGACCAGAGCGCCACACAACAGGAG
This is a messenger RNA of Sphaeroforma arctica JP610, 171 nucleotides long. RefSeq lists its product as hypothetical. The record is from RefSeq and is a predicted model, not a curated record. Lineage: Eukaryota; Ichthyosporea; Ichthyophonida. The transcript has a single exon. The annotation marks the transcript as partial. Gene Ontology annotation, molecular function: ATP binding; microtubule binding; microtubule motor activity. Gene Ontology annotation, biological process: microtubule-based movement.